GAGAGGGCGAGUUCCCAGCAGCGCGCGCUGACGACAGCAGGUGAUUUUUUUUCUGCAUCGCGCUAUCUCUCAGCAUCUUUCCUGGAUUUUUCCCCCCCUCUACUGACCGGCAGAAAAGGGUGGGGCCGCUUCCCCGCAGCAGAGACAGCAGCGGCGGCGGCGGCGGCUGCAGCAUCAUUGGGAGCAGCGGUGGCGGCAGCAAUGCUCGGUCUCCUCGAGAGGUGAUCUCCUCUGAGCCCUGCUAGGUGGCCGCCUGCGACUGGACGCCGGCGGGAAGGAGAAGAUAGAGCUUUGUCCGCGGCCCCUGCGGCCACACUGCCCGGCCCUUCCUCUGCGCCAUGGCUUAAGCCUGCAGUCACCUCGCCUCGCGUUGCCUUGCUUGGCAGGGGUCUGAGCGCCGCAGCAGCCGCAGGGAGGGGCGCGUCCCAGACGCCCUCGCCUGGGGACCCGGGACGCGGUGUCUCACGCUGCGCAGCCCACAGCAGACCGCGCUCCCGAGACCUGUGCGGCGGCUCCCGGAGGCGUUUACAGCCGGGCAUCGAGGGACUUUACGGACUUUCUCAGUGAUAGCUCUGCCCACCCAACCUUCCCGGGUGCUCUCUGAGGUAGGAGGGGGCGGUAGCUCAGGCCACCAAGGAAAACACAGUGAGAACCAGAUUGGCCGGACGAGGGCCAGGGGGCUGAGGAAGAUUAGGGACUUGUUUUAGAAUCGAGCAAGAAGAGGGAGUACUAGCUCUGAGGCGAGCACCAUGGCGUGGCCGUGCAUCACGCGCGCCUGCUGCAUCGCCCGCUUCUGGAACCAGCUGGACAAGGCAGACAUCGCCGUGCCGCUGGUUUUCACGAAGUACUCGGAGGCCACCGAGCACCCGGGCGCCCAGCCGCCGCACCAGCAGCCGGCGCAGCCUGCACAGCAGGCGCCCGCGCCCCCCUCGGCGCGCGCGGUCGCCAUAGAAACGCAGCCGGCCCAAGGCGAAGGGGAUGUGGUUGCCCGGGCAACAGGGCCGGCGCCGGGGCCUAGCGGCGAGCGCGAGGUUGGGGCCACCUCUGGCCGGAGCGGCCCGGGACCGGGCUCUGGCUCCGGCUCCACCUCCAGCGCGGGCCCCGCGGACUCGGUGAUGCGGCAGGACUACCGCGCCUGGAAGGUGCAGCGGCCGGAGCCGAGCUGCCGGCCGCGCAGCGAGUACCAGCCUUCGGACGCGCCGUUUGAGCGCGAGACCCAGUACCAGAAGGACUUCCGCGCCUGGCCACUGCCGCGACGCGGAGACCACCCGUGGAUUCCCAAGCCAGUGCAUAUCCCCACGUCCUCCCAGGCGGCGACGCCUGUGCUCGGGGCGCCUCAGCGCCGGCCGCAGAGCCAGGAGCGCUGGCCGGUGCAGGCCGCCGCCGAGGCCCAGGAGCAGGAGGCGGCCCCUGGAGGAGCAGGUGGCCUUGCGGCUGGAAGGGCGACCAGUGCGGAAGAGCGCGACACACGCAAGAAGCCUGGGCCCGCCUGGAUGUUGCGUCGCGCCGAGGGGAUGGGGCACGAGCAGGCGCUGCUGCCCGCAGCCCAGGCCCAGGUCCAGGCCACGGGCCCCGAGGGGGGCAAGGGGCGUGCGGCGGCCGACGCCCUCAACAGGCAAAUCCGCGAGGAGGUGGCGAGUGCGGUGAGCAGCUCUUACAGGAAUGAAUUCAGAGCAUGGACUGACAUCAAGCCUGUGAAACCCAUAAAAGCCAAGCCCCAGUACAAGCCCCCGGAUGAUAAGAUGGCUCAUGAGACCAGCUACAGCGCCCAGUUCAAAGGGGAGGCCAAUAAGCCAACCCCAGCUGACAAUAAGGUCAUUGAUCGCAGAAGAAUACGCAGCCUCUACAGUGAGCCCUUCAAGGAACCGCCAAAGGUGGAGAAACCUAGUCUCCAGAGUUCCAAACCAAAAAAGACCUCAGCGAGCCAUAAGCCCCCGAGGAAGGCCAAAGACAAGCAGGUGGUGUUGGGCCGGGCCUCCAAGAAAAAGAGCGCGGAGGGUGCCAGCGCUGCCCCACCUGCUGACAAGGAGCAGAGCGCAGAGAUGAACAAUAAGCUGGCUGAGGCUAAAGAGUAAUGCACUGCACUUCCCUUGCUUCUUCUCUUCCUUUUCUUUUUUCUUUUUCACUAACCAACAAAAAAGGCCACAAAAUUGAUUAGAGGCUUCCCAUCUGCAUGGGUCCUGAACGUCCUAGGAGCUCUUUGGUUUCUUUGAACAGACGGAUCCUGUUUCAGAGACUGGGCGGCCUGCCUCCUGUGCAGAUCUAGAGCAGGUCUGCACCACGGGCCCCUGGACCAGCCGGAGCCUGUGUGCAGGGCGGUGCCUCCUGGCGGGGGAGAAUAUACCUGCCGAGGGAGGCCCGGGGACCACAGGGGAACCGUCCUGGCGGUGCUUAGACAUGAAUGUAGGGCGUCCCCCUCCUGUUCCUCCCCAGGGUCUGUGCCAGUGAUCAAUUUUGAACUUUAGGUAAAAGUGUUCUUUUCCAAAACUCAUGCGCUAUAGAAGCUUGACCUGGGCUUCGGCAAUUGGCAAAAUGUGUGGAAAUAUUUAACAAGCAAACAAAAAUAUUCUGGCCUUCAUGUCAAUAAAAUGAGUUGCGUCUGUUAAGUUUAAGUAAUUUUUUCAUAGACUCUUCUGUUAGAAACACGUGACUGCAUUUAGUUUCCUAUCAGUGGGCUUUAAAUCGUAUACCAAGUAAAUGAUGUGCCACUGAUGACCAAAACUAGGCCAGGGCAAAAAGGUUAGGUGUUGUAGGUACACUCCAGACAUCAUAGGAAGAUGACAAAAAUGAGAUUGUUUUCCUGUUAACUCUCCGCCUAUCCAGUGCUGUGGAUUUUGCAAAGUGACUGGUUACGGAGGACUGAGGAGGAAAGUUCAAGGUGUAAAGAUCGUGUGUUUAGAAUGUGGCUUUCUUGCUUCUGAGAAACACUCAGCAGGAAGCAGGUGUAGUGGCUACUGUGACAAUGCCUGGGCUCUGCUUGCUCUGUUCCUCAGAGAGGACAGGAGAUGCUGAACUUCAGGUUAUGGGAAAUUUCUAUGACUUAGCCUAAGACGAGGACAGCUCCCUGCUAUAUGAUUAGCAAGCGUUUUUGACCUCAUUUCUGAAUAAAAGCAGCUCUCCCUGCAUUGUGUGUCUCGUGUCUGUGUGGCUAAAGCUGCCGGUGGCAGCAGUGCCACCUUAGCUGUGCUAGAGUUGUGCUGUAGGCAUUAGCCAGGGAGUUGUGGAAAGACCCCACAUACCUACUAGAAAAAUUACAUUUGCAAACCCCGUGGCGGCGUGUAGGUUGCGCAGUACUCUUUAUUUCCCACGUCCCCAGGGUGCUUCCUGUCGCCGUCAUUCAGAAAUCGCUGGGCUGUUGUGUGACACCAGCCUCUGCUCAGGCGUACUUUUCUUUUGUAAUAAAAGUGGUAAUGAGUGAAGUUCUCACGGUCCCCUACCUCAAAAGUCCCGUUAGGUCCUUCAAGUUGGAGGAAAUAGAGCCUCCACAAGCUCUCUCAUCUUCUGGCCAUUCAGGCAGCAAAAUCCCCAUUUACACUAUUUUCUUUGUCACCUUUGGGCUGAUUGAGAAGUCUCUUGCAAAUUAAUUGAGCCUGUGCUAUGCAGGCCCUAUUUCCUAAGAGGACAGAACCUGCAGAAAUGAAGCGCUUGGCCAGGCCUCUCUGCCAUCUUCCUUUCUGUCCCAGGGAAGGAACUGUGAGGAAGAAGUACCGAGCAAGGUAGAAAACGUUAGUGAGUUUCAGGGUUUAUGGAUCUCAGAUUUUGAUGCCUAGCUGGAAAGGGCUAGAGUAGAUCUCGGUACUGA
Molecule: messenger RNA, 3802 nt
Organism: Delphinapterus leucas (beluga whale)
Lineage: Eukaryota; Metazoa; Chordata; Mammalia; Artiodactyla; Monodontidae
Gene: MAP6
Product: microtubule associated protein 6
Biological process (GO): cytoskeleton-dependent intracellular transport; positive regulation of axonogenesis; dendrite morphogenesis
Cellular component (GO): cis-Golgi network; microtubule; Golgi-associated vesicle
Molecular function (GO): microtubule binding; calmodulin binding
Source: RefSeq, a predicted model, not a curated record